AUGCUGUGGACGGCGAGUCUCUGCCUCCUCUGGGCUUUGUCCAUCCUCGGAGCUCCGGUAAACAAACAGAGACAGAAAGUGCUGCUGAUCUCCUUCGACGGUUUCCGGUGGGAUUACGACCGUGAUGUCGACACACCGAACCUCGACAAAAUGGCCAAGGAUGGAGUCAAAGCCUUAUAUGUCACACCUCCUUACCUCACCAUCACCAGUCCUACACACUUCACCCUCUUGACAGGCCGCUACAUUGAGAAUCACGGGGUAAUCCACAACAUGUGGUUCAACACAACCACCACUGAGAAGAAGCCUUACUAUCAGACUCAGUUUGUGAAUGAGUGGUGGGACAAUGGCACUCUGCCUAUCUGGAUCACAGCGCAGAGACAGGGCCUGAAAGCUGGCUCUCUUCACUUUCCUGGCACAGCUUCCAGUUACCAGGGACAGGUUGCUAUGGUGCGGGAAGUGGAGCCACUGCUUUACAACUACAAGAACGAGACUGCUUGGCGAGAGAACACAGACAAGGUGAUGGGCUGGUUCAGAGACCAGGACCUGGACUUUGUGUCCCUGUACUUUGGUGAGCCAGACGGCACAGGCCACAGAUAUGGUCCAGACUCCCCUGAGCGUCGGGAGAUGGUCAAGCAAGUUGACAGAACUGUGGGCUACAUUCGACACUCGGCUGAACAACACGGGCUGAACAACAGCCUAAACAUCAUCAUCACAGCAGACCACGGCAUGACCACGGUGUACCGCAACGGCCUGGUGGAGGAGAUCACCCUGUCUAAGAUCCCGGGCUUCUCGUUCCGUGACCUGUCAUUUCACCUGGUGGACUUCGGACCCUCCGGGAUGCUUUUGCCAAAGCCAGGCAUGCUGGAGAAGGUUUACAAUGCCUUGAAGGGCGCCCACCCACACCUCCAUGUAUACAAGAAGGAGGAGAUGCCAGAGCGCCUCCACUUUUCCAAAAACGAUCGUAUCCUGCCCAUCGUUUUAUGGGCUGACCCUGGAUAUGUCAUCAAUGGGUAUUUCCCGGUUCAGUUCCACAAGGGAGAGCACGGCUUUGACAACCAAGAGAUGGACAUGAAGCCUUUCUUCAGGGCAGUGGGUCCAGCGUUUCACAAGAACCUGGAGGUGGGACCUUUUGAGACCGUAAACAUCUACCCCUUGAUGUGUCACAUCCUGGGCAUCCAGCCGGAGGUCAACGAUGGCCACCUGAAUGCCACCAAACACAUGCUGGUUGCUAGCGCUGCUACUCAGGGUGAAAACGUGAAUUUCCUGAAAAAUGUCUUCACUGGAUUAACUGCAGUGACUGGAUUACUUGUUGUAGUUUUUAUAGUGAUGGUAUCCCACAAAAUAUUCAAGAGGAAACGCAACAAUAAAAGAUCAGGAAGUUUUAAAGAUCUUCCAGAAAAAGAAAACAAAAUACAAACUUCACUUUGA
Molecule: messenger RNA, 1428 nt
Organism: Toxotes jaculatrix (banded archerfish)
Lineage: Eukaryota; Metazoa; Chordata; Actinopteri; Toxotidae
Product: ectonucleotide pyrophosphatase/phosphodiesterase family member 7-like
Exons: 6
Coding region: 1-1428 (475 amino acids)
Source: RefSeq, a predicted model, not a curated record